Messenger RNA from Myripristis murdjan (pinecone soldierfish), 3462 nucleotides. It is a transcript of the gene prickle1a, whose product is annotated as prickle homolog 1a. Gene Ontology annotation, molecular function: zinc ion binding. The coding region runs from base 1 to 2604 and encodes 867 amino acids. The record is from RefSeq and is a predicted model, not a curated record. NCBI's taxonomy places the organism in Eukaryota, Metazoa, Chordata, Actinopteri, Holocentriformes, Holocentridae. The transcript is spliced from 7 exons.
AUGAGCUUGGCGAGUGCGGCAGUGUCAGCGGCUGGGCACCAGGGUGGGGCGCGCCAGCGAGACUUGAUGAUGGAGCAUAAAGUCAGUAAGCUGACCUUUGGCUUCCAGCGCAGCUCCACCUCUGAUGAUGACUCGGGCUGUGCCCUGGAGGAGUACGCCUGGGUCCCACCUGGCCUCAGGCCCGAACAGGUCCAGUUAUAUUUUUCCUGUCUUCCUGAGGACAAGGUGCCCUAUGUGAACAGCCCAGGAGAGAAGUUCAGAAUCAAACAACUCCUUUACCAACUGCCACCACAUGAUAAUGAAGUACGUUACUGCCAGUCCCUUAGUGAGGAGGAGAAGAAGGAGCUACAUAUGUUCAGUGUCCAGAGGAAGAAGGAAGCACUGGGGAGGGGCACGCUCAAACUACUGCCCCGCAAUCUUCUGCACAGUGUUUGUGAGCAUUGUGGCGAAAACAUCAGUGGGGGAGAGAUGGCAGUGUUUGCCUCCAGGGCCGGCCCUGGGAUGUGCUGGCACCCAGCAUGCUUUGCCUGCUCCACUUGUAGUGAGCUGCUGGUGGAUUUGAUCUACUUCUACCAGGAUGGAAAGAUCCACUGUGGAAGGCACCAUGCUGAGCUACUGAAACCUCGCUGCUCUGCCUGUGAUGAGAUUAUCUUUGCUGAUGAGUGCACAGAGGCAGAGGGGCGGCAUUGGCACAUGAAGCACUUCUCCUGUUUUGAAUGUGAGACAAUUUUGGGGGGCCAGCGCUAUAUCAUGAAGGACGGCAGGCCAUACUGCUGCGGUUGCUUUGAGUCUCUCUAUGCAGAGUACUGUGAAGCCUGUGGAGAACACAUUGGUGUGGAUCAUGCUCAGAUGACCUAUGAUGGGCUCCACUGGCAUGCCACUGAGAGCUGCUUCAGUUGUGCCCAGUGUAAGAGCUCCCUUCUGGGCUGUCCCUUCCUGCCGCGUCAGGGCCGCAUUUAUUGCUCCAAAGCCUGCAGCCUGGGGGAAGAUGUCCAUGCCUCUGACUCCUCCGACUCUGCCUUCCAAUCAGCGCGCUCACGUGAGUCCCGCCGCAGUGUGCGCAUGGGCAAAAGCAGCCGCUCAGCUGACCAGUGCCGCCAGUCACUCCUCUUCUCACCCUCUGUCAACUAUAAAUUUCCUGGCUUCAGCGGAAAUGCUGAUGACACCUUGACCAACAAGCUGGCUCACAUGAACUUAUCUGAUGAACGCUUCUGGAGGGGACGUGCUGAGGAGACUGAGGUGCCUGAGGAUCAGGAGGAGGAGUGGGCUGAGCAUGAAGACUACAUGACUCAACUGCUGCUUAAGUUUGGGGAACAUGGGGUCUUCCAGCAGGCUGAUGACUCGAGGCCCACUGAUGUGUGGAUAACUGAAACAGACGCAAAGACUAAGCAGGACUCCUCCAAACCUGGGGGCAGUGCAGGUGGUGGAGGAAGGGGGAGCCAGAGUCUGGCCAGUAAGAAGUACCAGGCUGACAUGUACUGGGCCCAGUCACAGGAUGGGCUAGGGGACUCAGCCUAUGGUAGCCACCCUGGCCCAGCGAGCAGCAGAAAGAUCCAGGAACUGGACAUGGAUCAUGGGGCUGGAGGAGGCUUCCAAGGAGAGGAACAACAGUGGUACAAUGACUCUUUAGAGUGCAUCACUGACGAGUUCAAGAAGGCUGAUCAGAGUGUCCGAGACUCCAUGGACUCACUGGCUCUUUCCAACAUCACUGGGGCCUCAGUUGAUGGUGAAGGUAAAGACAGGUCGCUGGUAUAUUCCUUGCAAAACUUCCAUGAACUUGAGACAGAGGACUGUGAAAAAAACAGUAAUAUGGGAACCCUCAACUCCUCCAUGUUACACAGAAGUGCCAAUUCCCUCAAGAGCCUUGUAUCUGAGCAGGAAGAGGAGGUUGAAGACAACGUUCAAGAAGAGGAAGAAGAAGAGGUUGCUCUCCCUGAGGAGAGACCAACACCACCCCAUGUCCCUGUGCUCAGGAGGACACGUUCCCAGUCUAGGCCACAGCAGGUCAAGUUCUCUGAUGAUGUGGUGGACAACAGCCAUUAUAGCAAUUUGCCUGUGCGCCAGCCCCCUAUGAGCGAACGGACUCGACGGAGAGUUUACCACUUUGAGGAGCAAGACCAGGAACUUCGUUCAGGUCGCCACCAUCACCAUCAUAGGAGGCGCCGCAGUCGCAAGUCUCGCUCUGACAAUGCUCUUCAUCUGGUGCCCAAGGAGAGGGCUCAUAUGUACUACAAAGAGGACCACAGAGGGAACGCCCUUGGCCCUAAGGGGCCCCAAGGGGCUUUCCAUGGCCAGCUAUCCCAUGACCACACCAACCUUGCUGCCAUGUCAGACUAUGGCCUGCAGGGCCCAGCCAUGGGGAGGUUCCUGGGACUGUACGGGGAUGAUGAUGACUGGUGCUCCACAUGUUCUUCUUCCUCCUCUGACUCUGAGGAGGAGGGUUUCUUCCUGGGUCAGCCCAUCCCCCAGCCCAGGCCUCACAGACAAUACUACACUGAUGACUUGCCCAGCCCUGUGGCAGGCAUGCCCUCUCCGCCUUAUGGCACACGGACUAAGUCCAAAAAGAAGAAGGGGCACAAGGGGAAGAACUGCAUUAUUUCAUAGACUUAUUACUCUCUUAUCAUCAGCUUUUGGGUAAUGCUCUGCCACUCGCCUCUGCCUCUUGUUGCCACUGUUUGAAAUGCCAAAACAACCUGCUUGCUAUUAAAAGCUUAAAUUCUUGCCAGCUGGACGUACUGUAUAUGUUUACACAGCACUCAAUUUAACGUGUUUGUAAAAGACACCAAGUCUUUAUUCUAAGUGUAUGCUUCUGUAGCAGUACAAGCUGUCAGUAAAGUAACAAAGAAAGUGUUUGAGUAUUGCAUAUUUAUAAAACAUCAUUUAGAGAUAAACAGAUUAUUUAACAUUGCAGAUAUGAAUGUAUAUAUUGUAGAGUUCAAAAACAAAAUGGCUAUUUUUUAUACCCCUGAGUUGAUGACAUGCCUUGUAGCAGAAUGGCAUUAAGAUAGAACUGUUGGCAGUUGGUCCAAAGUAAUUUUUCCAAGUGGGUGUCAAAAGUUAAAAGACAUACUGAGUGUGACCCAGGUUCUUUAUAUAGGUUUCUUCCAGGCUUGUGCAGCCCUAACUUGAGGAACAUUGCAUUACAGGAUCUGGUUGAAUGGUCUAUUUAUGGGUCAUGUUUUAUUGUAAACAAAUCAUAAUCUGUAAAGAUGUACAAACUGGAAUAUAAAAAUAAGAUCAAUGAUGAUUGUAAUAAAUAUAUAUAUAUAUAUUAUAUGUAUAAUGAUGUGUUGUUUUUUAGUGCUCUUAGAAAAAAGACUGAUAUAUAAAUAAGGGAGAAAGAAUAUUUCACUUACUAUAAGGCCAUACAACCUUUAUUUGUAUUAUGUAUGAAAAACUAAACACAUUUCACUUAGAGUGUUCACAUGUAAUGCAAACAUGUAUAAUCUAAACACAAACAAG